GUAGUCGAGGCUUUGGAUAUCAACCAUCAUUGCGAACGCUAUCACAGGACACUCAACGAGACGUAGUCGACAAGAGACACUUCGUAGCCAGAGACGUGAUGAACCGAUAAGGUACUGUUGUUUUGCGUGUGCGCGGGUGGUACGACAGACUGCGGGACAAUGCGUGACUGAACUGGCCGGACUGCUUAGCGCCAUCGGCUUGGGUAGAGCGGCAAAGCUGCCUCUGCGGACGUGAUGUGCUGAGCUGAGGGGUGCGGCGGCCGAGCGAUGAGCGGAGCGCGUUGUCCGUUCUGGCAGUCCCUGUGGAUAGUCCUGGUCAGCUGGCAGUCGCUGCCCGAGCUCUACUUCUUGGCCACACCGUUCGUGCUGCACGCUGCCGAAGCCGCCGCUCCGGCCAGAUCCGUCAUCAAGAUAGGAGCACUCUUCACCGACGAUCAGCGCUCGUCGGCGAUGGAGCUGGCCUUCAAGUACGCCGUGAUCCGCAUCAACAAGGACCGCAAUCUGCUGCCCAACAUCACGCUCAACUUCGACAUCCAGCACAUACCGAAGGGAAACAGCUUCCGAGCGGCCAAGAUGGCCUGCAGCCUGAUCAGCUCGGGCGUGGCGGCCAUUUUCGGGCCCAACGAUCCGAUGAUCGGCUCGCACAUCCAGUCCCUCUCGGACUCGCUGGACAUCCCACACAUUGAGAGCAGGCUGGACCUCGAGCCCGACGCCAAGGACUGCUCCGUCAACCUGCACCCGGACCCACACAUCACCGGCAAGUCGAUGCGAGACCUGGUCCAGUACCUAAACUGGACGCGCAUCGCUGUCCUCUAUCAGGAUGACAUCUCCCUCAUCAGCCUCCAGGAGCUGGUGCGGCCGUUCCCUCCCAAGAACGUUCAGUACCUGUUCCGAAGGGCGGAGAACUUCACGGCGACCCUGAUGGACAUCAAAAGCCGCGGGAUCUACAGCAUGAUCAUUGACGUGCGACCCGAAAACCUCACCGCUUUCCUCAGAGCGAUUCUGCAAAUCCAGAUGAACGACUACAAAUACCACUACCACUUCGCUACUUACGACAUCGAAGCCUACAACUUAGAAGAUUUCCAAUACAACUUCGUAAACAUCACCGCGUACCGAAUGGUUGACUCGGAAAACCAGACAGUUCGGAACAUACUCCGAGACAUGGAGAAAUUUCAACCGUUCGGCCAGAACAUCCUGAACCGCACCAACGUGAUUAUCACGGAACCCGCCCUCAUGUUCGACGCUGUGUACGCCUUCGCCCACGGGCUCAACGACCUGCAACGAAGCGCCACGCUGCGCCCGGCCAACGUCUCAUGCGAGGACGAGGUCUCGUGGACCGAAGGCACCAGCCUCUUCAACCUCAUCAGCAUGGUAGAUUUUUACGGCCUGACAGGAAAUAUCCGGUUCAACGAAGGAAACCGGACGAGCCUGAAACUAGAUUUGCUCAAGCUUCGCCAGAACUUCUUAGAAAAAGUAGGUGAGUGGUCCACUAGCGAUGGCCUCAACAUCACAAACCACAAUGCCUUCCACGACUUCGGAACCUCCAACAUCACGCUUCGAGUGACUACCAUAGAGUCACGUCCGUACGUGAUGAUGAAGCAGAACAAGAACCUGACGGGUAACGACCGCUUCGACGGCUUCUGUAUCGACCUCCUUCGCACUAUUGCCGACUUGCUGGGCUUCAACUACGAGCUCUACCUGGUGCCCGACAAAAAGUUCGGCGUCGAGAACACCACCACGGGCGAGUGGAACGGCAUGGUGCGGGAGAUCAUCGACAAGAACGCCGAUCUGGCCGUAGCGCCCAUGACCAUCAACUACGCGCGCGAGUCCGUUAUCGAUUUCACCAAGCCCUUCAUGAACCUCGGCAUCGGCAUCCUCUUCAUGCUGCCCUCGGGCAUGCCCGUCAAGCUAUUCUCGUUCAUGAGCCCGCUGGACGUGGACAUCUGGCUGUACGUGCUGGCCGCCUACAUGCUCGUCUCCUUCACCAUGUUCAUCGUAGCGCGGUUCAGCCCCUACGAGUGGCGUACCCCGCAUCCGUGCGUGCGCGACGCCGGCGUCAUGGAGAACCAGUUCAGCCUGGGCAACAGCUUCUGGUUCACCAUCGUAACCCUCAUGCACCAGGGCUGCGACCUCAACCCCAAGGCUACGUCGACGCGCAUCGUGGGAACCAUCUGGUGGUUCUUCACUCUCAUCCUUAUCUCGUCGUACACGGCCAACCUGGCCGCCUUCCUGACCGUCGAGCGCAUGAUCACCCCCAUCGAGAGCGUCGAGGACCUGGCCGAGCAAAGCAAGAUAUCCUACGGAACCCUGGACUCGGGAUCCACCAUGACCUUCUUCAGGGAUUCCAAAAUAGAGACUUAUCAGAAGAUGUGGCGGUUUAUGGAGAACCGUCCAGGAGUGUUUGUCAGCUCCUACGAGGAUGGAGUACAGCGAGUACUGCAGGGCAACUACGCCUUCCUCAUGGAGUCGACUAUGCUCGACUUCAUGGUCCAGCGCGAUUGCAACCUCACGCAAGUUGGUGGACUGCUAGAUUCCAAGGGAUACGGCAUUGCCACCCCCAUGGGCUCACCCUGGCGAGACAAGAUAUCUCUGGCCAUCCUGGACCUCCAGGAGAAAGGCGUCAUCCAGAUGCUGUACAACAAGUGGUGGAAAAGCCCUGGGCUCACUUGCAACCGAGACGACAAGAACAAGGAGGGCAAGGCCAACGCGCUGGGCCUCGCCAACAUUGGCGGCGUCUUCGUAGUGCUCCUCUGCGGGCUCGCCGUCGCCAUCCUCACCGCAAUCAUGGAGUUCUGCAUCAACUCUCGCAAACACGCUCAGACGGACAGGAACUUGCUAUUCUGUUCCACGCAGCAAUCGCUCUGCUCGGAGAUGGCCGAAGAGCUGCGGUUCGCCGUGCGCUGCCGGGCGUCGCGCCAGAGGCCGGCUCUGCGUCGCCAGUGCUCGAAAUGUCUGCCCACCCCGGCCGCCAACACGUACGUGCCGAGCGCCAUGGACCUGCACGCCCAGGAGAACGGCAUCAUGCAGAUGCUCGAGAUGCGCAAAUCGCCUCUGCACUUCGACUGCACCGACUCCUAG
This is a messenger RNA of Rhipicephalus microplus (southern cattle tick), 3078 nucleotides long. RefSeq names its product glutamate receptor ionotropic, kainate 2. Gene Ontology annotation, cellular component: membrane. Gene Ontology annotation, molecular function: ligand-gated monoatomic ion channel activity; signaling receptor activity. The record is from RefSeq and is a predicted model, not a curated record. NCBI's taxonomy places the organism in Eukaryota, Metazoa, Arthropoda, Arachnida, Ixodida, Ixodidae. Gene Ontology annotation, biological process: monoatomic ion transport.